Messenger RNA from Electrophorus electricus (electric eel), 2549 nucleotides. RefSeq names its product chromosome 26 C19orf44 homolog (gene c26h19orf44). The record is from RefSeq and is a predicted model, not a curated record. NCBI's taxonomy places the organism in Eukaryota, Metazoa, Chordata, Actinopteri, Gymnotiformes, Gymnotidae.
AGUUAAGAUAGCGUUAGCUAGAGCUGUUGUUGGGACGCCCGUUUGGUUGCUAGGGCUAGCUUGAGAUUCAAAGCGUUUGGUUUGAGUCAGCUAAUACGACUUUAAAGAAAAAUAGUCUUGUUUAUACCUUUUAUGCAGGGAUAAAAGGAACUGCUACCGAUGUCACAUCAAAAAUAACGACGUUAGCGAUAGCUUGUUAACCGUCUAAAGGGAUAUAAGAUGGCAAGAUAGCUGGUUAGCUAACUAACGCUAGAUAACUUCUAUUGUAGGUAGCAAUAGCUAGCUAGCGCUAGUAAUAGCUAUUUACAUUUAUCGGUAAUGCUAACCACAUACAUUUUAAUGUAAUUUUAAGGUAACACCUUUUGUUCAUUCUUAGCUACUAUUUCUAGGAUACGAAGCAAUGUUUACUAAUGGGUUUGCUAGGUAAUGUUAAUGAUAGGGCUACAUAAACUGCCGUAUGUUUUUGCAAUGUGGCAUCGUGGAGGCAUUCGUAGUGCAGCUCUUGAAAGAGCAAAGGCACAGCUCUCUGGGCAGAGGCUUUUAAGCAGUGAGAUAUCAAAGGCUAAUAGACGAAGAGACGUGGUCAGUGCAAACUUUGGAAAUGGCUUGUUACAAACCAGACAGACUCCUUUUCAGGACCUAAGUGAUCUGUCCUCAGAAGAUCCAGAGAGUGAAAACCAAGAUUAUCUCACCGUUCCUGCGAAGGUAUCACCUUAUUCUGCAGAACCGUUAGAACGAUUUGAUGUGGGAGGUGGAAGCAGAUUUCUGAAAAAAUCUGCUGUUGAUGCCAGUGCAGACAUACGGUCAUCCACACCUGGAACGACCACUGCUGAUAAAAGUGACCCAAAGCUUGUUCUCUGGCACCGGCCACAAAGUGUGGCGCUCAGUAGGCUAGCAAUGAUUGAAGAGCGCUUCAGAAAUCAUAAGAACAAGAAGCCUGGCCUGGAUGCUGACACCGACCUUCCACUGCCACACGAGUCUGGUCUGUCAGCAUCAUCCAGUAGUGUCCCAAGUAUGGCUGGUAGUCGUUUUCUUAAGAAGAAAUCAUUGACUCUUAAUGAUCAGAAGGACCCCGAUACUAAACCCAUGGAUGCACGCGUGACUAUUGCAAGCAUUGCUUCUCGUGUGGAAAAAGGUGUAAGUCUGGAUAGUGAUGAAGAAGACAUGCGUAUACUCCUGGGAGAGUCACUCGAUUUGCCAGAUGGGAACCGGAACAAAGUCAUGAGACAAACGGAGACGAGUCCUCAAAUGGCUGUGAAGAUUUACAUGAAGACCAGUGAAAAGGUUGCCAAUGCUGUCCCAUCUGCAGAAAAUCAUGAAGAAAAGUUUCCUGUUUCAUCAGCGUUCACAGAUCGUCAUCAUAAGACUCCCUCUCUUUCUCCACCAUCAUCACCCAAGAUCCCCUCUGCCAGAAGGCCUGUGUCCCGGAGAGCUGGGGUCACCCAUCUGUCUUUAUCCUCAUCAUCAGGACACAGUGAGAUCAGGACACUGGAUGAGCUGUUCUCUGUCGCUUCUAAUAAUGAUGAUACACUAAGUGAGAAAAGUGUGAUAUUGGAUGAUUUCCAAUUAAAUGUCCUGACACUGGAUGAUCUGGCUCCUGUUUUUCUUGGCACAGCUGAAGUUUCAAAAGAAAAGGAUGAAGCAAGCCCCCAUGAAUCAAGACAUCCUAGUCUUUCCUCAGCCAAAGAGAUUUCACAUGUCCCUGAGGAUACUCCAGGAGAGUACAAGAGUGACUUCGAGAGCGAGACCCACAACGAAACAGCAAUAAGUGCAAAUGAGAUCUCCGAGCAUCUCUCAGGCAGAUAUGAACGUUCCUCCCUGGCUACAGAACCUCAGUCUCUCUCGCUUGAAGUGCGGGAUGAUGAUGAUCGUGUACCCUCAGAAGAGUUGACAAGCGUCCAUUAUAGCAAAUCAGAGUCCUGUUUAACCCUGAGCGAUGGCUCUCACUUUAGCUUCCACACCAGUGAUGCCAUCAUUCCUCACAGCGAGCCACACAGUCCGACUGCCAGGCGAACCAUGAAAGACGCCACAGUGCAGACACAAACAGACAGUCUGACACAUACCUGGUCCUUUGGACAGGGUGUACUGGGCCCAUCAGCUGGAAUGUCCUACAUGGAUCCGGCUCCACUGGCCAGCCACACGGUCAGCGCGGAGGCAGUGGAAGCCCUGUCCACAUACAGACCUGCUGUGUUUGCUCUCAAUGACAUGCUGAGACAGCAGCUAGCCCUGACCAGGAACUUUAUAGAGUCCAGCAGACAUCUGCACCAGGCCACGGUGGAGGCUCUGGGACCUGCUGACUACAGGUACACCACACUGGAGGAAACAAAAGAGUUUAUCCGGUAUAACAGGUCUCCCAGACUCACCGUGGAGGAUGCUCUGGCAGAGGUUUUGCAGGAGAUGAGGGACUAUCACUACAUUUGAAGCGCACACACAGUACUGUGGGUAAAAGGAGCCAUAACUAACCUGUGAUCAGUUAUGGACCCGGAGCCCAACCCAGAGGUGGAGCUGUACAAAAACACGACCUUGUGACCUCUAGAACAUGUCUUAAA